Messenger RNA from Adineta steineri, 1908 nucleotides. The record is from the annotation of a GenBank genome assembly. Lineage: Eukaryota; Metazoa; Rotifera; Eurotatoria; Adinetida; Adinetidae.
AUGGGCAAGGGACAAUCAAAACCAAAUGCAUCGACAGUUCCAAAAGGUGCAGAACAUCGUCGACGUGUCAAUAUUCAGCGAAUGCAAAAUGUUCUUCUAAUCUGGUUAGAUAGUAACAUUGCCGAUACAAAUGAUGAUUGUCAAAAUACAAUCACAAAACUGCGAUGUAUUGUGAAUGAUAUUAAUACAUUUAUAGAUAGCGAUCAAUGCCUUGAAUUCAUUCAAACAGUUGUCGACAAAAAGAUGUGUAUGAUUAUAUCUGGAUCACUUGGACAAAAUAUUGUGUCUCGUAUGCACAGUAUGCCUCAAGUGGAUUCAAUAUUUAUUUUUUGUGGUAAUAAAAAACAUCAUGAACAAUGGGCUAAAGAUUGGCCCAAAAUAAAGGGUGUCUUCACAGAUAUUACACCUAUCUGUGAAGCGCUCAAGGACGCUGCUCAUCAAUGUGAGCAGAAUGCCAUUUCCAUGAGUUUUGUGGGAACAAAUAAAAAGCUGGAUCAAUUAGAUCCUUCUUUUAUGUACACUCAAAUCCUUAAAGAAAUAUUACUCACCAUCACAUUCAACCAGAAGCACACUCAAGAUUAUCUUAAUUACUGUCGUGAUGCUUUUGCCGACAAUGAAGAAGAAAUGGUCAAUAUUAAACGAUUAGAAAGCCAAUACCGCAAGAAAACACCAAUUUAUUGGUAUAGCUGUCAAAUGUUCUUGUACCCCAUGCUCAAUCGUGCAUUACGAUUGAUGGAUGGUGAUAUCAUUACACAUAUGGGUUUCUUCAUUGGUGAUUUACAUCGACAAAUUGAACAACUACACAAGGAACAAUAUGGUGGUACAACUGCUGCUAACACUUUCACCGUUUAUCGUGGCCAAGGUUUUUCUACAGAUGAUUUCGAACAAAUGAUGAAAACCAAAGGCGGUCUUAUUUCAUUCAACAAUUUCUUAUCGACUAGUACGGUUCGCAAAGUUUCACUAAGUUUUGCUCAAUAUGCUGCAAGAAAUCCAGAUCAGGUCGGUGUUCUUUUUAUCAUGAAAGUUAAUCCUGCUCAAUUAACAACACCAUUUGCGUCCAUUGCCGGUAUUAGUAAAUUCCAAAAGGAAGAGGAAGUCUUAUUUUCGAUGCAUAGCGUGUUCCGUAUCCAGGAUAUUAAACAGAUGGGUGGAAAUAAUCGCUUAUAUGAAGGUAAUUUAGUAUUAACUGCUGACAAUGAUCCAGAACUAAGCAGACUUACUGAUUAUAUUCGACAAGAAAGUUUUCCAGAUGAAGAAGGAUGGUAUAGAUUGGGUUCGGUACUAUAUAAAAUGGGUCAAUCUGGCAAAGCUGAAGAUAUUUAUCAAGUUUUACUUGAUCAAACAAAGGAUGAUAAAGAUAGAGCACUUAUUUACCAUCGACUUGGUUGUAUUAAAGAUGCUCAAGGAAAAUAUCAGGAUGCACUUACAUUCUAUAAAAAGUCACUUGUUAUCAAACAAAAAGCUCUUUCUCCUAAUGAUCCUGAGUUGGCUAAGUCCUACAACAAUAUUGGUUUAGUGCAUGAUAGCAUGGGUAAUUAUCCAAAAGCACUUUCAUCUCAUGAAAAAGCCCUUGAAAUUUGGCAACAAUCACUUCCUUCCAAUCAUCCUAGUUUGGCUAUGUCCUACAACAACAUUGGUUUAGUGCAUGACAAUAUGGGUAAUUACCCGAAAGCACUUUCAUCUCAUGAAAAAGCUCUUGAAAUCAAACAACAAUCACUUCCUCCCAAUCAUCCUGAUUUGGCUAAGUCUUACAACAAUAUUGGUUCGAUGUAUAUAAGCAUGGAUAAUUACUCUAAAGCUCGUACAUUUUAUGAACAUGCUGUACAAAUUGCACAACAAUCAUUACCUCCAAAUCAUCCUCAUUUUCAAUCAUAUAGAAAAAACCUCGAACGUGUAAAAAACAAAUAA